AUGUCACCCAUCAGCUUGAUUGACCACUCGCCUCGCAAUCCCAACCCCUCUCCGCCGAUACCCACCGCCUCCAAUGUCAUCCUCAUUGACAACUACGACUCUUUCACCUGGAACGUCUAUCAGUACCUUGUCUUUGAGGGUGCAUUCGUAACUGUCUAUCGCAAUGAUGAGAUUACCCUUGAUGAGCUCAUCGCAAAGAAGCCCACUCAGCUUGUCAUCAGCCCAGGUCCUGGACACCCGGAAAAGGACGCUGGCAUUAGCAAUGCAGCCAUUAAGCACUUCAGUGGCAAAAUUCCGAUUUUAGGCGUAUGCAUGGGAGAACAGUGCAUCUUCUACAGCUACGGAGGCACCGUAGACGUUACUGGUCAGAUUCUCCACGGAAAAACAUCCCCUCUCAAGCACGAUGCCAAGGGUGUUUUUGCAGGCGUGCCCCAGGAUGUACCAGUUACUAGGUAUCAUUCUCUUGCCGGUACUCACGGCACCCUUCCAGACUGCCUUGAGAUUACUGCAACCAUUCCCGCAAAUGCAGAUGCCGAGAUCAAGGAGGUCAUCAUGGGCGUUCGCCACAAAGAGUAUGUGAUUGAAGGCGUGCAGUUUCAUCCAGAGAGCAUUUUGACCGAGCAUGGACGUCUUAUGAUGAGAAACUUCCUCAAGAUGCAAGGAGGCACGUGGACUGAGAACGACCGACUGCAGAAAGAGGCACAUGCCCAGGCAAUUGGAGCUGCUUCCAACGACACUGCCAACGGCGCAAAGAAGGACAAGCAGACCUCCAUCUUGGAAAAGAUUUACGAUCACCGCAGGGCAGCCGUUGCUGAGCAGAAGAAGAUCCCCUCUCAAAGACCUAUCGAUUUACAGGCUGCAUAUGACCUGAAUUUGGCCCCGCCGCAGAUCAACUUUCCGGAACGUCUUAGACAGUCUCCUUUCAGACUCUCGCUCAUGUCUGAAAUCAAGCGUGCGUCGCCUUCCAAAGGUAUCAUUUCGCUGUCGACGUGUGCGCCUGCUCAAGCCAGAUUGUAUGCCAAGGCUGGCGCCAGCACCAUUUCCGUGCUCACAGAACCUGAAUGGUUCAAGGGUAGUAUUGAGGACCUCAAGGCCGUUCGACAGAGCAUUGAAGGCAUGCCCAACCGGCCUGCCGUGCUGCGCAAGGAAUUCAUCUUCGAUGAGUACCAGAUCCUCGAGGCUAGGCUUGCGGGUGCGGAUACCGUGUUGCUAAUUGUCAAGAUGCUAGAGGAGCCGGUCCUGAAGAAACUCUACGACUACUCCAGAUCACUUGGAAUGGAGCCCUUAGUUGAGGUGCAGAAUGCUGACGAGACUGAGAUUGCAGUCAAGUUGGGCGCCCAGGUUAUCGGUGUGAACAACCGGAACCUGGUAAACUUCGAGGUCGACAUGGAAACAACGAACCGCCUGAUAAAUAUGGUCCCGAAAGAGACAAUCCUGUGCGCGCUGAGUGGUAUUGCUGGCCCCAAGGAUGUAGAGCCGUACAUCAAGAGUGGGGUUGGUGCAGUCUUAGUUGGAGAAGCGCUUAUGCGGGCGUCAAACACUGCACAAUUCAUCUCAGAGCUCCUAGGUGGAACUACUACCGAGGAAGUUCGGGCAUCUUCUGGUCCAAUGGUCAAAAUCUGUGGGACACAAAGUGUAGAGGCUGCUGUAGCUGCGGUCGAAGCGGGAGCCGAUCUUAUCGGCAUAAUUCUUGCUCCUGGACUCAAGCGAACAGUAACAGCAGAGACGGCCCUUGCGAUAUCUGAAGCAGUUCACAAAACCAAGAAGCCGAAUGUCUCAAAAUCAGGGCUCCUGGCCGACUCAAAGACCGCGUCCGACUUUUUUGAUCAUGGUGCGUCACGACUUGUUGGAGGCGAUAGUCGUGCGCUGCUCGUGGGAGUCUUCCGCAAUCAGUCGCUAGAGUAUGUGCUUGAGCAGCAGCGGUUACUAAAUCUGGAUGUUGUGCAAUUACACGGCCAAGAGCCACUUGAGUGGGCGAAGCUUAUCCCUGUUCCUGUCCUGAAAGCAUUUAAACCGCAAGACCAUGGUAUCGGCACAAGAGGUUACCAUGCUCUUCCCUUGCUGGAUGCUGGGUCAGGAGGCUCUGGCCAGCAACUGGAAUUGACAGACGUCAAGGCAGUAUUUGCCAAGGAUGAUGGCAUCAAGAUCAUACUGGCAGGAGGCUUGAACCCAGACAACGUACAGACAACGCUCUCUGGGCUUGAUGAGUAUCGAGACCGGGUCUAUGCAGUUGAUGUCAGCAGUGGUGUUGAGGAGGAUGGUCAGCAGAGCUUGGACAAGAUCCGUUCGUUUGUGAAGGCGGCUAAGAGUUUGUAA
Molecule: messenger RNA, 2316 nt
Organism: Bipolaris victoriae FI3
Lineage: Eukaryota; Fungi; Ascomycota; Dothideomycetes; Pleosporales; Pleosporaceae
Exons: 2
Coding region: 1-2316 (771 amino acids)
Biological process (GO): L-tryptophan biosynthetic process
Cellular component (GO): cytosol
Molecular function (GO): phosphoribosylanthranilate isomerase activity; indole-3-glycerol-phosphate synthase activity; anthranilate synthase activity
Source: RefSeq, a predicted model, not a curated record